UGUUGUUUUUCAGAAGAGACAGAUAAACCAGAUAGGAUUCCUAGUAGCCACUCAAGUACCCAGUAGUAGGAGGGACAACAAAGACGAGGACAGACUCGAUGGCUCCAUGCUCGUUCUCACCAGAGACUUAAACCACAAGGUUUUGUUUUCUAUGAAUGUGAUGAACAGACAUGAAAGGACGAUGGCGUACCACGCCGAGCUGGACUGGGUGUUUAAUCAGUUACAGGAGGAGAUCAAGAGAACAGGAGUCACUAAAGUCACAGAUGUUGAUUCAGUGCUGAAUAUUAUCCUAACAUUGGCGUACUAUUUCUACAAUAUGAUGCCACUGUCACGGGGAUCAAGUGCGGUAGCCUACUCUGUGGCUCUAGGAGUCAUCAUGUCUAUAGGACGGCAAGUCACAGGAAAAAUGCCUAAUGGCAAGUUACUGGAGAUGGAAGCCAUGCUGUCUGGGGCACCAGAUGUUUUUAUACUCAUGUCCAAACAAUGGAUGAAUAUCAAAAGGUUAAAUAUUCCAACCUCUUUGUUGCCAAAGGUAUACGAAGCCUUCCCCACCACGAGGAGUCUGAUUGAAGUUUUAAAUGUUAACACCGACUCCUGCCAGUAGUCCAAUACACUAACCUCAGUAAUGCAAUCAUUCCUCAACUAAAUUGCAGCACCUUUUGUUAAAGAUUAAAUAAUGUUAUUUGUGGAUUUUUGCAGUGAAUGAUUACUUUGUUGAUGUGCUUUAACUUUUUUUGGUUACUGUAAACGUAUAUAUUUUAGUGGUAGUCUUGAUUUAGCACUUUUCACGCCAUAAUUAUCUUACGAAGUUAUAAAUACACUCUUGUAUAUGCACAAAUUAAUCAAUUCUUUUAAAAUUUGAGAAAUGCACUAAAAUUGAGUGGGCUAAAAUGAAUACGUUUACAGUAUUGUGUGUUCUUGAUUUGUUGUUAGCAUGUAAAUGUUAUUAGUCAAUGAUAUGCAGGUAGCUAAUACUGUAGUCAACAGGUUUUGAUCUAGGAUGUAAGUCUUUUAUAAGAUUGAAAUUGGAAGAAAAAUGAUGGUAAUAUUUUCAAACAAUUGUUUCGCCAAUGUUCCUGUUUGUGAUCGUAUAUCUUGGCACCACUGUAACAGGAAAGGGAAAAGGCAAUUGGGCCAGACCCGGGCCCGUAAUCAAAAAAACAUUCUCAUGCUUAAGCAUUGAUUCUGUGCUCAAGCCAAAUGUUUUUCAACCCUCUUAAAUUAUAUGGUACAUUAGAAAAGUAAACGUAAAACAUUUAAAAUCAUUGAUUUGCAAAAUCUUUUGAACUUUUCUGAAUUUAUUAUAUGAAACCUUACAAUCAUUAAAACAGUAUUGGUGCAGGUUUUGAUUUGAUAUAUCUAAGACAGCGGUUACAUUGUACAUUUCCUAAGAUGUUCUGUCGUCAUAAAAUUAUUGUCACAAUGGUAGUCGGAGACUCGGGAAUGUAAAAUUCAAUAAGAAUCUUGUAAAGUUACACUAAUGCAUAAAAUAUAAACAAUUAAUGCACCUGUCUGAACCAGGAAGGAUGAUGUCAGUGCCGAGGGUAUGGUAGAAUACACUAUCUUUUGAUCAGCAAUUUGAAAUUAGCCUAAUAAUUCAUAUUUAUCACUUUGGUGUUAUUUAUAUUUAUCACUUUGUUGAUUGAGUUUGGAAUCUUUAUCUCAAUUAAUGCUUUUAAGGUCAAUUUUUCCGAGCCGGUGUUUUUAUUGAUUAAAAUUGCUUCCCCGAGACAUGAAUGUGUUAGUUUUAUUGGCAUUUUAAUGAGCCUUUAUUUCGGUACUUAAAUCUAGUAAAUUUGAUAAUCAAUGUUUUCUAGUAACUUUAUCCAUUAUCUGUAAACCUGAUGUUAUCCAGAAAUUGCAUGACUUAUCCAAUUAGUUCUACGUGUGUACAGCCACAAGUAUGAGUAAUGAUUCUUUCGAGAAAAACAGUUUUAAUCAAAAUAGUUUCUUAAUGCAUUGCGAUGAAAAAUGAAUCCUUUACUAGUUACGUGGGUUAUACAAUUCGAAUUAAAAUGAGUUUUGCAGGAUAAUAAAUUUAAAAAGGCUUACAGAUGAACGUGAACCCAAGAUAUAAUGAGACCGCUGACAGUGGUAUUACUGUGGGAAGAAUUUAUGCAAGAACCGCAGACAAAUGCAGUGAUGGAGCACCUAGGGCAUUGAACAGUUUGUUUGUGCCAAGAUAGAUGUGUCGGGGAGUGUUUGGUGAAUCCCCUAGACAGGAAAGCAAUGCGCCAUAUUAAUUGCACCGUAUGACAUUUAACAUCCAGCAUCUGGUUUUUCUAAUUUAAAGGGUAACAGACACAUUAUCAAGAGCAGAAAGAAUUUCAUUUUGGAAUUCAGUAUUUGAUUAUUUUUUUAUUUUAAAAAACAAUUUAUUUUUUAUUUUUUUGUGUGUUAUGUUCUUGGUGUAUUUUGAAUUAAUUGCCAAUUUUACAUCUCGAAAUGAGAAAUUAAAAGUUCCAAUAUGAGCUGUAUUAUACUGUGAUUUCUUAUAUUGUGUGUGAAUGAAUUAUUUUGCUUAUGAAAAUGUUGACCUCUAGGACUGGAAAAUGACCUUGAAGUGCCAAUAAUUAAGCUAUGCACACUUUGGUCUUGUAGUGAUAGCAAGACAUCUUUUUAUACUUUGAUACGAAUAGUCAAGUCAUGAUUUCAGUGAUUAAAAACUACCUCUGUAUAAAGAUGACUUUGGUUUU
Molecule: messenger RNA, 2696 nt
Organism: Mizuhopecten yessoensis (Yesso scallop)
Lineage: Eukaryota; Metazoa; Mollusca; Bivalvia; Pectinida; Pectinidae
Product: tetratricopeptide repeat protein 13-like
Exons: 6
Coding region: 107-604 (165 amino acids)
Source: RefSeq, a predicted model, not a curated record